Molecule: messenger RNA, 723 nt
Organism: Durusdinium trenchii
Lineage: Eukaryota; Dinophyceae; Suessiales; Symbiodiniaceae
Source: the annotation of a GenBank genome assembly
AUGCGCCUGCUCGCACGCGCUCGCGAGGUGGCCAGCAGAGUCCAAGUGGCGGUGCCCUCUAGGGCGCCUCAAUCAGAGCUUGAAGUGGCACUGAGACGUGUCACGCACAGCGAUUGUGCGGCCAUCCCUCCAGAGGAUUUGAAGCUGGCCAUAAAUCUGAUCGUGCAGAGUGAAGAUGCCUUGGCAAAAGCCUUGCGCCAUAUACAGGUGAACGUGGCUGCGCCUCCCAACGAAUGGAGGCGCGUGAAUGGUGCGCUGGCGCUCUUCGAAGCGCUGGCAGCACGAGGCAAUGGCCUGGUGGGCAGGUCCUGGUACGAAGUGAAGAUGGAAGCGCGUUUGAAGGAGCUUCAAAACUUCUGCCACGACGAGGACCCCCGGGUGGCCACGCUGAUCCAUCGGGCUGCCCAAGGGGCCAUCCGGGCAGCGGACGCCCUGCACUGGUCCGACGGGGUGCUGGACGACGAGGAUCCAGAGGUUCAUCGCGAAAGUGAGCUUCACUCCGCGCCGGAGUGUACCGGCCAAGGCAGCAACGUGAAGCCAUCCGUCAUCGGCAAGUGUGACGACGCGAAAUCUGGCUCGACCACGCCACACACGCCACGCACACCCACUACACCAACAGAUAUGCCAAAGGAGGCGACAUACGUUCGCUGCUGCUGCUGUUGUUGGCGUCGUGUGCAGGCUGAAGCGACCGGUGAUGAGGAAGAAAAUUCCUUGCUCCGCUAA